AAGGGAGGCGGGGAGUGACGCGGUUUGCGUCUAGAGCGGCUCCUUGGAGUCCACAGCAUCCACCGCCAGAGCCUCGCCUUCCUUUCUCCGUCUGCAGACAUAUCGAGACACAAAAAGAGGCAACCCCUGGACCAGCACGAGGGACCUACUCCCAUCAUGACCGAGACCACAAAGACCCACGUUAUCCUGCUGGCCUGCGGCAGCUUCAAUCCCAUCACUAAAGGGCACAUUCAGAUGUUCGAAAGAGCCAGGGAUUAUCUGCAUAAGACUGGAAGAUUCAUUGUGAUUGGUGGGAUUGUCUCUCCUGUCCACGACUCCUAUGGAAAACAGGGCCUUGUGUCAAGUCGGCAUCGUCUCAUCAUGUGUCAGCUGGCUGUCCAGAAUUCCGACUGGAUCAGAGUGGACCCAUGGGAGUGCUACCAAGACACCUGGCAGACGACCUGCAGCGUGUUGGAACACCAUCGAGACCUCAUGAAGAGGGUGACUGGCUGCAUCCUCUCCAAUGUCAACACACCUUCCAUGACACCUGUGAUUGGACAGCCACAACACGAGAACACCCAGCCCAUUUACCAGAACAGCAAUGUGCCCACCAAGCCCACCGCAGCCAAGAUCCUGGGAAAGGUGGGAGAAAGCCUCACCCGGAUCUGCUGUGUCCGCCCUCCCGUGGAGCGCUUCACCUUUGUAGAUGAGAACGCCAACCUGGGCACAGUGAUGCGGUAUGAAGAGAUUGAGCUGCGCAUCCUGCUGCUGUGCGGUAGCGAUCUGCUGGAGUCCUUCUGCAUCCCAGGACUCUGGAAUGAGGCCGAUAUGGAGGUGAUUGUUGGGGACUUUGGGAUCGUGGUGGUUCCCCGGGAUGCGGCUGACACAGACAGAAUCAUGAAUCACUCCUCAAUACUCCGCAAAUACAAAAACAACAUCAUGGUGGUGAAGGAUGACAUCAACCAUCCCAUGUCUGUAGUCAGCUCCACCAAGAGCAGGCUGGCCCUGCAGCAUGGGGAUGGCCAUGUUGUGGAUUACCUGUCCCAGCCAGUCAUUGACUACAUUCUCAAGAGUCAGCUGUACAUCAACGCCUCGGGCUAGCGACAUCCAGCUCUCCGCUCUACUCUCCCUGUGUCCUCUGCCAACACACUGGCCCCUCCAGCCACUGUCAGACGCCAUUUCCUCUCUGCCUUUCUGUUUCUUUGUCUUCAUCUUGACUGUUCUCCCCACUGGCUGACUUAACCCCACAGUGUGGGGGGCGUGCGAAGAACCGUGGCAUUUCCCAUUCCACAGUCAUCUUUGGAUAAACUUUCCUCUAGUCUCCGGGUUGGGGGUGGGUAAGGGAACAGGGUGGGAGUUGGGGGAGGUGCAGCCCUUGGAGAUGUACCGGUGUCUGUCUCCCAGCAUGCUCUAGAGAGGCGACUCUGGUGCCAUCCUCCCAGCAUGCUCUGGGGAUAUGGCUCAGGCUCUCGCCUUCCCAGCAUGCCCUUUACCACAAAGGGCUAUUUUUCUUUAUUUCUUUCCCUUUGCCCACUUCUUGUAGAACUUGGAUGGAAUCAGUGUGUGUGGUUUUUAUGUUUGUAGUCUUGACGCUCUCCUGCAGUUUACUUCCCUUCUGACAGGACACUACAGCCUGUCUCAGCACUCUGAGUGCUUGAGGGCCACACCCAGGAAAGAAGACAGAGCCUCUUCUGCUUCUUCAACACACACACAAACUCAUGCACACAGACACAAACACACACAUGCACACACACAAACACACAUGCACGCACGCACUCAGAUACACACACACACACACACACACACACACACACACACACACACUAGCAGUAACCUCAGACUCCUUUGGUCAGGAAUAAGACUCUCAGGUUCUGAAAGCUGGCACACAUGUCUGGGAAAAGUAGGACUUCUCAGAAUUUGAGUAGCUAGUUUCAGAUGACCACGGUCCUAAUGCCCUGUGUCUGACUGGUGGCAUUGUGUGGGUUCCCUGCCAGACAGGCAUUUCCAGAGAGCAAAAGCCCUAGAAGCCGUGGUAAGAUGUAUUCCUGCCAGUGAGAGGAAUCACAGGUGAGACCAAGUGCUGAAAAUCCAUUCGUUUCUUUUAAAAACACACCAAGAGUCCACUUGACUAUAGAGAGUCUUUGCUAAUUGGGAUUGUUUAUUGCCCAUCCUGGGAGAAUGCGAUUUGUUACCCUGAGGAGAAUUCAUGAUCCCCACCCACUCCAGCUAAGGUUGCCCAGCUGUGCCCAAAGCCCUUUCUUUCUUGAGAAGCGAUCACCCUUGUUGACAAGCUGGCCCCAUCAGUCUCCUGCAGAGCCCAGCAGCAACAGCCAAUACCCUAGGAGGUCUCCCUGACUAGAGUGGGUUCACAACAGAACUAUCUCCCCAUUUCUCCCCACUAUCCGCCCCUUCUCUCUACCUCCAAAGACAGUCUGGACAUUCAUACCCUGCCUGGAGAGCUAGUAGGAAAUUAUUUCUGUGUCUUGUGUUUCCCAUCCAGCCUCUGGCUCCUGAGUUUCUAGUUGUUCAUGGGGAAUGGCUCCUGAGUGUGAGGCUACUUUUAAUUUCUAGUAUGAACAUGACCCAGGUGGGACUGAACAGGGGUAAUGAUCUUUAUCUCGUAUUUCACUCUAGCCCCCUCAGCUGACUCCAAGAGAAAAAAGUGGAGUCCACAGAACCGCGCAGAGCAGCCCGAGUUGUAGAAACGAUCUCCAGGGAGGAGAUUAUUUCUAUAAUCUAGAGGUCCAAUAUUUGGCUAAAAGUCACAGAAAAAAAAUAGAGAAAACCCGCAGAACCCAUUUGCUCCCAGGUUCUUUGAAAUCAAGGGAGCAGAACCCUUGGGGAGUCAGUGUCUGGUCCAAGACCACUCAGCCCAUCCUGGGAAGCAUGAGGAGAGAAUGCUGUUUCCCUACACAAAGCCGGAGCCGGGUUGCCUGGGGAAACAUGGUGUCUUGAAAGCUCUGGAGCUGACAAGGGUCCACAUGAGCAGGUCCGAGAAAGACGACUUUUCUUCCAUUCCUUUGGUUCACUGUGUUCCUCCCCUGGACUCCGGUCAAGCCUCAUGAGAUGAGGACCCAGGCUAGCCCAGCACCCUUGGGCAGCAGGCAGCUAGGAGCAGGGAGGGAAGGAAGGUGAGCUAAGAGAAUGGGUGCAGAAGUGGAUUCUGGGAAGCAGGUGGGCAGACCGUAUCUUGAUGAGGUGUGUGAAAACAGUUUUCCUUCAACAGACGUGAGUCCUUUCCAGGUGGAAUUGUCCGUUCUCUUCCCUGUCUCUUUCUUCCUUUGUUGGAGCAAAGGUAGAGAGUUCCCCCCACACCCGAGCAGAAUAGCACAGUGUGACUGUGACUUGCCCCAGGCAAGAUCAUUUUAAGUGGUGCCUCGUGUGUCUUUGGGGACUCACUGUUUCCUGUGAAGGCUGGCCCACUACUAGCAUGGCCCAGAGAUGCUGGUGACGGCACAGGAUGGAGUGGUCUGAUCAUUUACUGCUGCCAGUAAACAACGCCCUUGCCAUUUUUAAACAAGAGGCAGAUAGACGGGCAGGAGGGAAACUAACAGCUCUCUCCUCCAGGAGUGGGGCUCCGGGGACCCGGGUUGCUAGUCCAUCACACACUCCCAACCCCAGGUGGCCUCUGGGUCCCUGGCAUUCAUUCUUUGAAUGUACAUUGACCAGCAAAGGAAGUCUCCUACUGAAGUGCCUGAAAUCACAGCUGGUUUUCUGAGACACCGUUCUUCCUAUUUUUGGCUUGGCCACACGUUCUAGUCUCACGUUUCAGAAUCUCCAAAAGAACUCAUGAACUUGCCAUUUAAAUACAUAGGAAGUAAAACUUGAUAAUCAAACUGCAUCCAUAGCCGGAGGAUUAUAGAGAGCCCAAGUCCACUCCCUCACUCCGGUAUUCUCACACACUUUUAGGGGACUAAGAGAAGCAUGCCCAUUUAGUUUUUGUUCCUAUUAGAAAAGAAAUGCAAUGCCAGGUGUGGUGGUACAUACCUGUGAUCCCAGUACUGAGAGGUGGAGGCUGGAAGACCAGGAGUUCAAGCCCAGCCUCCAUGCACAUAAGACCUUGUCUCCAAACGAAAACAGCAAUGCAAAAACAGCAUAUGAAAAGCUCAGGAUCUCUCCCAAGGUUACAGCAGGAGGGGCAGAAGGAUGGAGACAGGCUGAUUCUGUAGCUAAGGUACUUAAGACACCUUAGAGAUAGCCUGUGGUAAUGAGGGUGUGGUCUGCCAUGCUGAUCUGACCCACACAUUGUGAACUGACUGGGAAAUUCUACUUAUGUGGUUUCUGUGUGUUAUGCAUUUGCAAGUGUCCUAGUAGUCUGGUCCAGUUAGUUAGAAACGAGUUGCCGCCCUUCCUCACCACCUUCAGUAGAGUCCCAGGGCCCUCAGCUUGAUCCUCCUGGGGUUGGAAUGGGGAGGAGGAAGAUUUUUUGUUGUUGUUUUGUUUUUAAAUCAUAUCAUCUGUUGAUUUAAGAGUGAGGUUUACUUUAUGGAAAUCAACUCAUUAGUAAAAACUCCAUUCAAGUUGCAAUAUCAUUUCACAGUGAAAUAUUUUUGAGUAGAGUUUUGUUGCUAGACUAGUCAUGGGCAAGAGUUUUAUCAGCAAAAUGUUUCAAUUAUGUUAAUAAACAGACAAUGCUA
Messenger RNA from Mesocricetus auratus (golden hamster), 4616 nucleotides. It is a transcript of the gene Nmnat2, whose product is annotated as nicotinamide nucleotide adenylyltransferase 2. The coding region runs from base 157 to 1080 and encodes 307 amino acids. The record is from RefSeq and is a predicted model, not a curated record. Gene Ontology annotation, molecular function: nicotinate-nucleotide adenylyltransferase activity; nicotinamide-nucleotide adenylyltransferase activity. NCBI's taxonomy places the organism in Eukaryota, Metazoa, Chordata, Mammalia, Rodentia, Cricetidae. The transcript has 11 exons. Gene Ontology annotation, cellular component: Golgi apparatus. Gene Ontology annotation, biological process: NAD+ biosynthetic process.